Molecule: messenger RNA, 1874 nt
Organism: Anguilla anguilla (European eel)
Lineage: Eukaryota; Metazoa; Chordata; Actinopteri; Anguilliformes; Anguillidae
Gene: hmx2
Product: H6 family homeobox 2
Exons: 2
Coding region: 503-1312 (269 amino acids)
Biological process (GO): regulation of transcription by RNA polymerase II
Cellular component (GO): nucleus
Molecular function (GO): RNA polymerase II transcription regulatory region sequence-specific DNA binding; DNA-binding transcription factor activity, RNA polymerase II-specific
Source: RefSeq, a predicted model, not a curated record
GAAUGUUUUUCCUAAUUUGCAUUCCGACAUUCUUAGGGUGUCAAUUUUGCCAUGUUUCGACGGCAGGGCCUUUAAGAUAUUCCUUGUUGUCAAACGAAUGAAUUUCAUAUGAUAGAAUUUAAGGACACAUCUGAGGUUUAUCUGAAAAUGAACCCAUGGCUGUCAAACUACCCACGGUGAGCCCUCCCGUUUUCUUUCGUUCAAUCUCAAGGAGUUUAAAAUUUCCGGGACUUACUUUAAGCCUGUGAUUGGACCACGGGAGGCUUACCUACAUGCAAAUGAAGCAACGCCACAAUGCUGCCUUUAGUCGAGUGCGCGUGGAAGUAGGCAGGAAUACAUUCAUGUAUAGCGAGCUCCAGGAAAAACAACUAAAUCCCCUCAACCAUCUCUUUAAAGAACCUAUCCAGAACAUCUGGGCAAAGCCGCGUGUUGUUUUUUCAUCCAAGUUUACACAUUUUACACGCGCGCAUAGCUUCGUCCCCCUUAAUGUUAUGAGUCCAGAAUGAACACAGAAGACAGUGGUAACAAGUGCUCGCCGGCCCCAAUCUCGAGUUUCACUAUUCAGUCAAUUCUGGGUACCACAUCCGAUGGCGCACGAUCGGGUACCAAGGAGAAUUCCACAGGAAUCCUGCGGGGGAGGCGCACGCUGUCGGUGUCCUCCGAGGAGGAGUGCAGCGGUGAAGAUUCGUCACAUUGCUUCUGUUCUGAACCCGGGCACAGCGACCCAUGCAACCAGCACCAAUCCCUUAACUUUUCCACAAUAAACGCCUCGAAAGGAAUUACACCAGAACAAGACGGAACAGAGCGACGGCAGCAUUUAACACAACCACUGCUACAGGAUUACAAAGACGAACAAGACAGGCCAUGCAACCAAAUGUCACCCAUUUCUGAGGAGCGGCAAAGAGACGGGACUGACAAGCAGAGCAACUCGGCAAAGAAGAAAACUCGCACCGUGUUCUCCCGGAGUCAAGUGUACCAGCUGGAGUCCACAUUCGACAUGAAAAGGUACUUGAGCAGCUCCGAACGGGCCUGUCUCGCUUCCAGUCUGCAGCUUACAGAGACACAGGUGAAAACGUGGUUUCAAAACCGGAGGAACAAAUGGAAACGACAGCUCUCAGCAGAACUGGAAGCGGCCAAUAUGGCUCACGCGUCUGCACAGACUCUAGUUGGGAUGCCGCUUGUUUUUAGAGAUAAUUCUUUGUUACGGGUUCCGGUUCCAAGGUCUAUUGCCUUCCCAACGCCUCUGUAUUACCCGGGCAGCAACUUACCAGCGUUACCGUUGUACAAUCUCUACAACAAGAUUGAAUACUGACCUCAAACUCAUGACAAAGUCAAUAUCAAACCUAUAAAAAUCUACGAUACACGCAUAAAAUUGUUUGGCAAAUAGCCUAUAUGUCUAUUUAUAUCACCUUAUUUGUUGAAGACAUAUUUCUUAUUAUGCAGCAACUGUAUGUGCAAAUAAGAAAGCAUCGUGCUUCUCUAAAUGUAUUAAAUACACCAUGUGUAUACGAAUUUUGUACUUUUUUAUUUAGUGUUUUCUCCCUUGUUUAACCGAUUUUACACGUUAUAUGGGGAUUUUUUUCCAUUGUAAUACAGAUGAAAUCAGGUGGAAAUUAAAUCUGUAGCUCUUUUCCUCAGCCCAUCUAAUUAAAAAAAGCUAAAUAAAAAUCUGUCUGCACAGAAUAAAUCGGAUCACUAGUUUAAGGAGAAAAAAAUGUAAUUAAUCUUUAAGUAGUCUUGGAAGAUGAUCUGAGAAAUCUAUAAAAUUAUCUUGAGUGGCUGAGCAAAAACGAAAAUACAGUUUUGAUCAAGCAACUACCGGUUGAAGAAUUAACUGUCGUUGUUUAAGUGUACCUCCCCCUCCCCAAACACCC